Saxophila tyrrhenica is the source of this 237-nucleotide messenger RNA. RefSeq names its product RNA polymerase III C11 subunit (gene RPC11). The record is from RefSeq and is a predicted model, not a curated record. The transcript has 2 exons. Lineage: Eukaryota; Fungi; Ascomycota; Dothideomycetes; Mycosphaerellales; Extremaceae. The coding region runs from base 1 to 237 and encodes 78 amino acids. Gene Ontology annotation, molecular function: nucleic acid binding; zinc ion binding. Gene Ontology annotation, biological process: DNA-templated transcription; termination of RNA polymerase III transcription. Gene Ontology annotation, cellular component: RNA polymerase III complex.
AUGGUUCUCGACAAGAAGUAUUAUGAUCGGAGGGAGUUUGAGGCGACCAAGGUGGAGGAUGUGUUGGGCGGGGAGGAGGCUUGGAGGAAUGUUGAGAGGACGGGUGUGAACUGCGCAAACGACCGCUGCGACGGCAAAGAAGCGUAUUUCAAGCAGAUGCAGACGCGCAGCGCCGACGAGCCGAUGACGAGUAUCUACAAGUGCGUCGAGUGCGGGACGCAGUGGCGGGAGGGUUGA